UGGAGUAUUCCUCCUUAAAAACCCUCUCUCUCUGAAAAUGUCAUGUCCCGACAAUGUGACUUCCAACUCGUUUUUGAUGGACUCGUUGGCCGGUACCUGUAGAGGGGAGAAUUAUUCCUCCAGCCAAGGGAUGUACAUGCAGCCCGGGAGCGAUUUCAGCUGCGGAGUCAUGAGGAACUGUGGAAUCCUCCCGUCCCUUCCCAAAAGGGACGAGGUGAAUAGCGCUGCCUUGUCUCUCAGCACCUAUCCGUCUUACCUGUCGCAGCUAGACACUUGGUGUGACCCCAAAACCGCGUACAGGAUCGAGCAACCUGUUGCCAGGCAGCUGCCGUCCUGCUCCUUCCCCGCCAGUGUCAAGGAGGAGAAUGUUUGCUGCAUGUACAACGCGGAGAAAAGGGCCAAAAACGCCCCCGAGCCAACCCUCUACCCCAACCAACUGCCUGAGUCUUGCCUAAACGACCACGAAGUCCCCGUUCCCAGCUACUACCGAGCCAGCCAAGGUUACCCCUCGGUGGAGAAGACGUCCAACUGCAGCAAUCCCAGUGAGUUUGAGGCGAGUUUUGAAGCCAGGGCGAGCCUGAACGCGAGGAGCGAGCAUCUGGAACCACCGGCACCGGCACCGCCACCUCCGCCGCCUCCUCCUCCUCCUCCUCCUCCUCCUCCCCCGGUGGGGAAAGUGAAUUUCCCCGAAAACGCAAAACCAGAUAACCCUCAGAACGACACCAUCAAAACGGAAAAAAGCUGCCCCGCGCCCAAAAUAAGCCCCUCGGAGGCAGAGAAGGAGCUGACUAAAAACACUGACACCAGCACUGACAAUUCUGACAGCGAAGCGAAAG
Messenger RNA from Empidonax traillii (willow flycatcher), 836 nucleotides. It is a transcript of the gene HOXC10, whose product is annotated as homeobox C10. The annotation marks the transcript as partial. Gene Ontology annotation, cellular component: nucleus. Gene Ontology annotation, molecular function: DNA-binding transcription factor activity, RNA polymerase II-specific; RNA polymerase II cis-regulatory region sequence-specific DNA binding. Gene Ontology annotation, biological process: regulation of transcription by RNA polymerase II. The transcript has a single exon. The record is from RefSeq and is a predicted model, not a curated record. Lineage: Eukaryota; Metazoa; Chordata; Aves; Passeriformes; Tyrannidae.